AUGCAGAAAGAAUCACCACUAGGAUUGGCCACUGAAUCUGCUCACCCCGCCCGGUUUUCACCAGAUGAUAAAUAUUCAAGGCAAAGAGUGCUUCUCAAGAAGCGUUUCGGCUUGCUUCCAACCCAAAAACCACCUCAAAAGUACUAGCAACCUUUUGCUACGACGACCUAUUGUUCCUCAAUCCUCAGUAAAAAAUAUAACUCUAUCGCUAGUUAAAACCGUCGUUAUGAUUCGGAUACUCUUCUUCUCUUUAAGAUUGUAAUCUUCUCUCAAUCUAUUAGUAUUAUUGAGUCUGAAUCUGUUAGUUUGUUUGUCAAACCAAAAAAGGUAAUAGAUUGUGUAAUGUUGCAUCUCAAUCUGGUGAUUGACAAAUCCUUGUCAACAAACAGAAGGUAGGCUGUUUUUUUUUUUCUUGUAAUACUAAAUUAAAUAUAUUUCUUGUUAUACUAAACUAAUUUACGUGUCC
Nicotiana attenuata is the source of this 466-nucleotide messenger RNA. Its product is annotated as H/ACA ribonucleoprotein complex subunit 3-like protein. The transcript has 2 exons. Lineage: Eukaryota; Viridiplantae; Streptophyta; Magnoliopsida; Solanales; Solanaceae. Bases 1 to 147 code for a protein of 48 amino acids. The record is from RefSeq and is a predicted model, not a curated record. Gene Ontology annotation, biological process: positive regulation of telomerase RNA localization to Cajal body; snRNA pseudouridine synthesis; rRNA pseudouridine synthesis. Gene Ontology annotation, cellular component: box H/ACA telomerase RNP complex; box H/ACA snoRNP complex. Gene Ontology annotation, molecular function: box H/ACA snoRNA binding; telomerase RNA binding.